Messenger RNA from Tachysurus vachellii, 1657 nucleotides. RefSeq names its product nicolin 1 (gene nicn1). Gene Ontology annotation, cellular component: nucleoplasm. Bases 199 to 837 code for a protein of 212 amino acids. Lineage: Eukaryota; Metazoa; Chordata; Actinopteri; Siluriformes; Bagridae. The transcript has 7 exons. The record is from RefSeq and is a predicted model, not a curated record.
GCAUGUGACGGAAGUAGCACGGACCUGUAUCCUGGAAAGAUGCUCUGACAAAACAUGCUAGCUUUCUGUUUAGCUUUCUAUUUUAAAUAAAAUUGAAGUUGUAUUGAAGUGUUUUGCUCUAGAAGUCCACAGCUCCCUCUUUUUAAAUGUUAACUAGGUCCCUUUAACGCAAGAGAGUCGCACUAAAGCUCCAGCACCAUGCGCGGCCAUCCAGUGGACUGCGUAGUGAAAUCCCCAGUGGCUCUACAGCUCGGCGAUGUGGUGUCUGAUUCAGUCCGUCCCGGUGUUUAUAUAACAGACGUUGUAUUUACAGAGCCGGUCAAUAUUCAGGAAAUCUCCUUCAAGAACUUCUACACAGCCUAUUUGACCGUGCGAGUGUUGAAGAAUGUGGAAGGGAGUGACGAGAGCCCUGUUAAGUGGUUCACGUGUGUGAGAAACUACUGCCUGAUGUCUAAUCCACACACUGAAAGCGGAUCACAGGACUACUUUUCUAUCUACAGACAACAGAUGACGACGGAGCCAGAUAAAGUUAUUACUGUGCGGCUCAUACUGAGACAGCCUUCUUCAGUCUGGCUGAGUUUCAACAUUCAGGACAUCAAAAUAUACUCAUCAGCAGAUGAAGAGUCAGAGAGAGACGUUCCUUCCUGGUUAGCUACCAUCACACCCGCUGAGGAGCCUGUCGAUCUGAAAGGGCUUCCUGAUCCAGACACAGUGUCAUCCAGUAUUCAGCACAUGUGGGCUCUCACGGAGAUCAUGCAGUCAAGCCAGACCUCCGCCUCCAUCGGCCGCUUUGACGUUGAUGGCUGCUAUGACGUCAACCUGCUUUCAUAUACAUAACAGGAUGUGACCAACAGUUCUACAGGAAUGAUGUAGACCCAGGCUUAUUACAUACUAGGCAAUGCUUAGCUGUGUCUCAAAUCGCACUGUACACUAUGAACUUCACAGUGUUAUGCCUAAUGAUUAAAAUCUCAAACCGAGAAUCAAACUACUUCCAUUUAGAGCUGAAUGUAAUUGAUUGGUUGAGAUAAGAUGCUGUAUUUCAUACCACUGAAGCCUGUCUGCGCUCAGGUUUUAAACACUACCAUAUUAGCCCUUAAAGAGUUAAAUUAAAGAGCAAGAGCAGCAAUAUAAAAAUACAAAAUGUCUGGAUUUGAUUUUUAAAAAUGAUUGUUUACAUUUAAAGUGUGACAUAAAGCAUAGUGGCCACUUUUGUGGUUUUAGUGCAUUAUUUGGGUAUUUAGAGGAUACUACAUACAGGGAACUUCUUAGGUUACAAAAAGUGUGUUGCAUUUGAGACACAGCUCAUGCAAGAUAUUCAGGACAAUAAAUAGAAAAAAAAUGUACUACAGAUUCUUAAAAAUGCUGGAGAAGCUUGUUAAGGAUCAUUUUGCUCCCCUUGAGUGAUUGUCUUAUAGUAACAAGUUAUUUAAAUGGUUCAGAAAUUAUUUAUUUUGUACAGCAAAAAAAAAAAUCUACAAAUGCGAUUUGGACACUUAAGUACUGAGAAGUUGUCUGUAUGUAUUAUUAAGAUGAAAUAUAUAAAUGCAAUGUCAAAAUAUAAACCAUUUAAUAUGGAGUACACCAAAGCAAACAAAAGUAAAACCAUAGAUAGUAAUAAAUAAACGCUGUAUAAGAAAUACAAGUAAAUAAAUCAAAA